AUGCUGAGGUCGACCUACAAGCCAUCCGCAAAUACUGCGGCCCCUCCACCGCUUCUUCCUGGAUGGACGGAGCACGACGCGCCAAAUGGCCACAAAUAUUACUACAACGCCGAGACCAAGGAAUCGACAUACAAGAGACCGAGUGCGCCCGACGUCACUGCUGCCCGCGGGCCUGCGCCCGGGGCUGCCUCGACAAGCUUCUUUCAGUACCAAACCAUUCCCCAGCUGUCCGACCCGAACGUUGCGAAUGCAUAUCUGGCACAGUACAACGCGCAAAACCAACCGCCAGCGCAGCGAGGAGGCUUCGGCCAUGGAGGCAGGGGAGGCAGAGACGGACGCCCACGUCCCGAGCCUAUAGACAAGCCCAGGUCAAAAGCCCCGAUACCCGGAUGCGAACCUUGGAUUCUCGUCGACACCAAAUAUGGGCGUCGCUUCGUCUACAACCCCGAGAAGAAUGCCAGCUACUGGCGCAUUCCAGACAAGCUGAAAGCCGGUAUUUUGGAGCUCGACCAAGCCAGGAUUCGCGCGAAGGCCGGCAUCAAGAGUGCCCCGACAGAAGAAGAAGGGAAGGAUAGCACGCCCACAGCUCAACCGAGGCCCCAGCAAGAGGCUCCAGUGGCUCCAACGUAUGACGACAAUGACGACAGCUCAGAGUACGAGGAGGUCGAGGUCACGGACGAUGAGGCUGAGGGCGAAGAUGGCGAGGACGGGCACACUUCCAAGCGUCAGCGCACAGAAGAUGCAGCCGAUGACGCUCCGGUGGAGUUCAGCGAAGCAGACAUUGCAUUCCAGCUCCAAGCGAUGGGUGAAGCAUACGGGCUCGACCCCGGAGAAUACGACGACGGACAUAUGGACGAGUGGCCAGAAGGCGCGGAAGGGGUAGAGUUUUCACAGGAUGACGCCGCCGCACUCUUUAGGGACCUGCUCGACGACUUCAACGUCAACCCAUACAGCACCUGGGAUAAGCUGAUUGAGGACGGACAGAUCAUCGAGGAUCCGAGAUACACGUUGCUCAACACCAUGAAAGCACGAAAGGAGACCUGGCAAGAAUGGUCAAAGGACAAGAUUAGAGAGCUGAAGGAACUUCGGGCCAAAGAAGAGAAGAAAGACCCCCGGAUACCCUACAUGACACUACUGCAGGAAAAAGCGUCGCCCAAACUCUUCUGGCAAGAGUUCAAGAGGAAAUAUCGGAAGGAACCAGCCAUGACGGAUCCCUACGUCAAGGACAAGGACCGUGAGAAGUGGUACCGGGAGCACAUCAACCGUUUAAAGAUGCCCCAAACAGCGCUCAAGUCUGAUCUCGCCACGCUUCUGAAGUCACUCCCACUCUCUGCACUGAACACUAAGACGAGCCUAUCACGCCUACCACCGCAGCUGCUGGUUGACAUCAGAUACAUCUCACUGCCACCACAGGUGAGAGACCCUAUGAUUGAGGCGUACAUCCAGACCCUGGGACCGCCGCCUGAGGGUGAGGCCAGCGAAGGGGAGGACGAGGCGACUCGCAAGGCUAGGGAGGCCAGAGAGCGGAGAGAGAAGGCGUUGCGGGAGCAUGAGGAUAAGGUUGCGGAGCAAAAAAGAAGACAACAGCGAAGCCUCGAGAUGGGCCGAGCCAGGCUGCGGGAGGGAGAGCGCGAGAUUGAGCAAGCGAUGCAGGUCGGCAAGCGUGGACUGCAAAGCCAGCUGGCGAGCGCCCAGAAAAAGGAUCAACCUGAUGCAUAA
Molecule: messenger RNA, 1719 nt
Organism: Colletotrichum spaethianum
Lineage: Eukaryota; Fungi; Ascomycota; Sordariomycetes; Glomerellales; Glomerellaceae
Product: pre-mRNA-splicing factor dre4
Exons: 1
Coding region: 1-1719 (572 amino acids)
Cellular component (GO): nucleus
Molecular function (GO): RNA polymerase binding; transcription coregulator activity
Source: RefSeq, a predicted model, not a curated record